Messenger RNA from Triticum urartu, 2366 nucleotides. Its product is annotated as G-type lectin S-receptor-like serine/threonine-protein kinase At2g19130. The record is from RefSeq and is a predicted model, not a curated record. Gene Ontology annotation, biological process: protein phosphorylation; recognition of pollen. Gene Ontology annotation, molecular function: protein kinase activity; ATP binding. NCBI's taxonomy places the organism in Eukaryota, Viridiplantae, Streptophyta, Magnoliopsida, Poales, Poaceae.
UUCAAUAUGUUUCUUCACCUGUUACUUCUUGGACUUGUUUUUACCCUACACAUUCCUGCAUCCUCUGCUGCCAUUGACUCCAUUGCACCUGGCCAAGGACUUGUUUGCGGUGUCGGUGACAAGCUUGUCUCCCUAGAUGGCAAGUUUGCGCUUGGCUUCUUCCAACCAGGCAAGUUUUGACCACCCAACAAAUACUUUGCUCCCUGGUGCGAAGAUCGGCCGAGACAAGGUCACUGGUUUGACUCACCGUCUUGUUUCCAACAAGAACUUGAUUGACCGAGCUCAUGGCCGUUACUGUUAUGAGUUAGUUCCUAACAAGUUGAUCCUUACGCCUUUGAACUCAUCCAUAACAUACUGGUCUAGCGGGGAAUGGAAUGGACAGUAUUUUAGCUCCAUUCCGGAGAUGUUAAGCCGCGACUUGAUAGACUUCAAGUUUGUCAACAACACAAAUGAGGAGUACUUCACAUUCACCUUACUGAACGACACGAUGAUCAUGCAUCAUCUACUUGAUGUUUCUGGUCAAAUGAAGACUUUAAUAUGGGUUGAGGUCUCUCAGGAUUGGUCACAUUCCUACAUCAACCCCAAUGCUCAGUGUGAUGUCUAUGCUUUCUGUGGACCAUUCACUGUGUGCGAUGAUAACUCAGCUCCAUAUUGUAGCUGCAUGAAGGGCUUCUCCAUAAGAUCCCCAGAGGAUUGGGAGCAAAAUGAUAGAAACGGUGGAUGCGUUAGAAAUACUCCUUUAAAUUGUGGCAGUAACAGGAGUACUGCAGGAAUGACUGAUAAAUUCUACUCCUUGUCCAACGUGAAAUUGCCUCAGAAUGCUGACAACAUAGGCUCUGCUACCAGUGCUAGAGAAUGUGCAGAAGUUUGCCUGAGAAGUUGCUCUUGCACUGCAUAUUCUUGCACCGACAGUCGAUGCUCUAUUUGGCAUGAGGAACUCCUCAAUGUAAAACAACAGGAUGCUGACACUACGGACACAAAUGAUGGUGCAGUUCUUUAUCUUCGCCUUGCUGCAAAAGAGAUGCAAACUCAGAAACCUGGCAGAAGAGUGACCACUCGGAUUUUGGCAGUUACCAUUGUCACUGCCCUGGAGUUACUGGCACUCACAUUGCUAGUUCUUAUAUUGAUGAUUCGGAGGAACAAUAGGAGUUGGUCUGGUGGUACACUGAUAGAUCCUCAAGACGGUGGAAUUAUUGCAUUUAGAUACACUGAUUUGCAGUGGGCAACAAGAAAUUUCUCGGAGAAGCUAGGUCCCGGCGGCUUUGGUUCUGUGUUCAAGGCAUAUCUGUCUGACUCGGUUACAAUGGCAGUGAAAAGGCUUGAUGGUGCUUGUCAAGGAGAAAAACAAUUCAGGGCCGAGGUGACUACAGUCGGGGUUAUACAACAUAUCAAUUUAGUUAGACUGAUCGGUUUCUGCUGCGAGGGUGAACGAAGGUUACUUGCAUAUGAGUACAUGCCAAAUCGUUCUCUUGACAUCCAUCUAUUUCAGAAGAACAACACAGUUUUAAACUGGGGUACCAGGUUUAAAAUAGCUCUGGGAGUUGCUAGGGGUCUGGCUUACCUGCAUGAGAGCUGCCAAGACUUGAUCAUACAUUGUGAUAUCAAGCCACAAAAUAUACUCCUCGAUGCGUCGUUUGUUGCUAAAAUUGCUGACUUUGGUAUGGCCAAGUUAAUAGGGAGGGAUUUUAGCCGGGUUCUGACUACAGCAAGAGGAACCAUAGGAUACCUUGCACCCGAAUGGAUAAGUGGGGUUGCUAUCACAGCAAAAGUCGAUGUUUAUGGCUAUGGGAUGGUGCUAAUGGAAAUCAUAUCAGGAAGACCGAAUUCACUUGAACAAUACACUGCAGGUGGUGAUUGUGAUGUUUUCUUCCCUGUGCAUGCGGCACAUAUGCUUCUCGAGGGAGAUGUGGCAAGCUUGGUGGAUGGCAAAUUAUCUGGUGAUGUGAAUCUAGAGGAGGCUGAACGACUAUGCAAGGUUGCUUGUUGGUGCAUUCAGGAUGAUGAGUUUGAUCGGCCGACGAUGGGCGAAGUUGUUCGUAUUCUAGAGGGCCUAUCUGAUCUUGAUACGCCUCCUAUUCCAAGACUACUUCAGGUCAUUACAAGGAGGAGCUUGCACCCGCCAUCCACCUACUCCUACCUCUGUAAUGAAUCAGAAUAAUGGAGAUGCAGCAUGGCAUACAUAAGAAGCAAACAUCUAUCUAUAUGUGUAACGUAGUAAGAAAGUCUGAGAGGGAGCAAGAAGAAUGAUACCCAAUAGCUGUGUAAUUUAAGCUUUACUCUGUACCAGGUGUGUAAAUCAUCAGUCUAGUCAUUCUAAUCUUCCACAGAUAUGAAAUAAAAUUUGUCAGAAGUUCAGUGCAACCUCU